UAUAUAUUCCAAUUUCUAAGGAGUCUACGGAGAGAAUAGACCGUAUUUUAUUUUCGAACGAAGAAAUUACGUGGGGUCGUGCGAGUAGAGGGGGAAGAGGGAGAAGAAAAAAUAGAAGAAAACAAAAAAAAAUAUCCCUGAGAUUUCGAAGACGAAGAGAAAGGGAUACUUUUUUUUUUUUUUGUAUUUCUUCUUUUGCACUGUUGAUUAAGAUAAGCAAGAACAACAAAUACAACGAUCACAAUGUUGGCCGCUUUCUUUCGCGGUGCAUUUAUCAUCGGCAUUCUCGCUUGGUACAGCAUCAGCGUUUGGAAAAUGAUCGACGGUUAUUUUAGAGAUCAAUUUGCCAGUUACCUGCAUGAGGAAUAUCGAAAAAAUCCGCAUAUGAAGGCUGCCCAUAUGAAGGAUGCCGUCAAUGAGGUUGGUAAGAACGAUGCCGUACAUACCGACGGGGAAGUUCCGUCAAAUAAAAUCGACGAACUCGUAAAAGCUGAGAGUUGUCCGGUCGAUAAGGUAGACAACGAUAAAAUAUUGGAAUCUUGCAAUAUCUCAGAAAAAAUUUUGAAAGUUGAUCGACCGAACGAUUCCGUUGAAAAAGAAAUCUUAAUGAAAAUUUCAACGGAGAAGGAAUUGAAUAAUGUCGACAAUGAUGACGACGACAAAGAUAAAGACGAACGUCAAACGAUGAAAAGUAUUGAGAAAAUGGCGGACGAGGAGAAGAGGCUGAAAAAAAAAGAAUUUCCUUCGAGUAAGGAAUUUGACGAAGAAAUUGAGAAAAAGAAGAACAAGAAGAAGAAGAAAGAUGAGAAGGGGAGGGAGAAGGAGAUGGAGAGGGAGAGGGAUAGGGAGAAGAAGAAAAAGGAUGAGGAAGAAAAAACGAAAAAGCAGAAGAAGAAACGAGUAAAAACGAUCACCCUUAACGAAGAAGAUUUUCUAAGCGUCAAAAAUAGACGAGGUACGAUCGGACGUGACGAAGAUUUUUGGGAAUUCGAGGAGGACGAGGAGAAGCAAAAGAUUGAGGAUGAAGAAGUUGGUAUACUAAUCUCCGAUCUUCCAUUCAAGCCUAAACUCGACAUCGGUCGUUUGGAAAGAAUUACGCCCGAUGAAUAUUGCCCUUUGACCUUGGACGACGAACUUUCCUGCGGGGAGACCACCAAGUGGCCCUAAACAUAUAAUCACUCAUGAAAUUUUAAUCGGAAAUUUAUCUGUUAAAAAAAAAAAAAAAAAAAAAAAAAAAUAUAUAUAUAUAUAUUCACAUAUUUAUUAUAUUCACUUGAUAUUAAUAUUUAUUAUAUAUGGAAUAUUAUCAAUAAUAACUAAAGCUAUAACUAAAGCUAUACAUACAUACAUACAUAUAUAUAUACAAACAUUAAAAAAAAAAUUAUUUAAGUAAAAAAGAAAAAAAAAUUUCCCAUAUUAAAUUCACAAAUUCGUUUGUUUGUCGUAUCGAGCAUAUAACUCUAAUGCUUAUAUUACAAAAAAAAAAAAAAAAAAAAAAAAAAAAACAUUUUAAUUUAUUCCAUUUGUAUAAUGACGAAUUGCAAAUUUACAAGUCAUUACAUUAACUUCUUUGCAAUAAUUAUAAUCUAUUAAAUGUAUUACGAAUUAUUUAUCAUAUCACAUUUAUGUAUUUCCGAUUAAUUCACCUAUUUACAUUUUUUUUCUUGUUUUCCCUUAGAUAAACAGUACUCGUAUUUAACUAGGCUAAGAGGAUUAAUUAAUGUUGUUAUGUUAAUCGAUUGGAAAAAAAAAAGAAAAAAAAAAAAAAAAAAGAGAAAAAAAACAAUAAACGAAAGAAAAGGAAAAAAAGAGAAAGAACAAAACUAAUUGUAAUACGUUUGUCACUUAAUUAAUGGUAAAUUAUAAUAAUAAAAAUAAGAAAACUUA
Molecule: messenger RNA, 1887 nt
Organism: Vespa crabro (European hornet)
Lineage: Eukaryota; Metazoa; Arthropoda; Insecta; Hymenoptera; Vespidae
Product: protein PXR1-like
Exons: 1
Coding region: 244-1167 (307 amino acids)
Source: RefSeq, a predicted model, not a curated record